Molecule: messenger RNA, 1425 nt
Organism: Rhizophagus irregularis DAOM 181602=DAOM 197198
Lineage: Eukaryota; Fungi; Glomeromycota; Glomeromycetes; Glomerales; Glomeraceae
Cellular component (GO): mitochondrion
Molecular function (GO): metalloendopeptidase activity; metal ion binding
Source: RefSeq, a predicted model, not a curated record
AUGGCAUCUCGGUUCAUAUUUUCUAACAUAUUAAGACGUCAGACUAGCCGUGAGUUGGCGAGAAAGUUUACCCGCCCGUUUGCCUCUGAAACCUCUUUCCCUAAACCAAUAACACAUUCUUCAGUACUUCCAAAUGGGUUGACAGUUGCAACUGAAACUAAUGAGUUUGCACAAACAGCAACUGUUGGUGUAUGGAUUGAUGCUGGUAGUAGAGCUGAAAAUGCGAAGAAUAAUGGAGCGGCUCAUUUCUUGGAACAUAUGGCAUUUAAGGGAACAAAAUCUCGUAGUCAACAUCAAUUGGAACUUUUUAUUGAAAAUAUUGGUGCACAUUUGAAUGCUUAUACAUCUCGUGAACAAACAGUAUAUUAUGCUAAAACUUUUAAGGAUGAUGUUAAUAUAGCUGUUGAAAUUUUAUCUGAUAUUUUACAAAAUUCUAAAUUGGAUUCACAUGCUAUUGAGCGUGAACGUGAUGUUAUUUUAAGGGAACAGGAAGAAGUAGAUAAGUUACUUGAUGAAGUGGUCUUUGAUCAUUUACAUGCUACUGCAUUCCAAGGUCAUUCAUUGGGUCGUACUAUUCUUGGCCCAAAAGAAAAUAUUCUUUCUCUUAAACGUGAUGAUCUUAUAGAUUAUAUCAAUAAGAAUUAUACAGCGGAUCGUAUGGUAUUGGUAGGAACUGGUGGUAUUCAACAUGAUAAACUUGUAGAUUUGGCCAAAAAACAUUUUUCUUCUUUACCAGCUUCACCAAAUUCUUUAUUACCUCGUAGUUCUCAUGGUGAAAAACCAACUUUUACAGGAUCAGAAGUUAGAGUAAGGAAUGAUGAAUUACCUCAAGCUCACAUAGCUCUUGCAGUUGAAAGUGUUGGAUGGACUUCGCAAGAUUAUUAUCCUAUGUUAGUUGCUCAAGCCGUAAUUGGAACUUGGGAUAGAUCUCUUGGUUCUGCUGCACAUUCAUCAUCUCGUCUUUCUCAAAUUAUUCAUGAGAAUCAUCUUGCAAAUUCUUUCCAAGCUUUUAAUACAAGUUAUAGUGAUACCGGAUUAUUUGGUGUCUAUCUCAUAUCAGAAAACAAGGAACAGUUAGAUGAUCUAGUACAUUUUACUUGUAAAGAACUUUGGAGGUUACACACAUCAGUUACAGAGGCUGAAGUUGAACGAGCUAAACAACAACUUAAAGCUUCUCUUUUGUUAAAUCUGGAUGGUACAACGGCAGUUGCUGAAGAUAUUGGACGUCAGUUAAUAACAACAGGAAAAAGACAAAGUCCUCAAGAAGUCGAAGCUAUUAUUUCCAAAGUCACAGCUGAUGAUGUACGCAGAGUUGCUGGAGAAUAUUUGUGGGAUCAAGAUGUUGCUGUAGUUGGAGUUGGCCCAGUUGAAGGACUUCCAGAUUAUAACAGAGUUCGUGGGGACAUGGCUACCAACAGAUUUUAA